CACUUGCACAUUCACACUGCAGCUUAUAGUGUUCCAUGCCACAAGAAACUUUCUCGCUGGUCGAGAGGCACAUGACAUGGUGGAUCUUUGACUAACCCACCGAUCUUCGAUCAUAGACAGGCUCUCUUACCACAAACCAGCGCGCAGUUUCGCGAUCGCAUCGGCACACAAUGGCCUCCUUCGACGAUGACAAUGACCCGAACACUGGAUCGCAGGACGAGGAUGAGAAUGAAGACGAAGAGAUGGAAGACGUGAAUGAUGCCGACCAGGACCAGGAUCAAGAUAUGGACCAAGGCGGCGACGACGAUGAGGAUGACGGUGGGGACGACGACGAAGACAACGAUGACGAUAACGAUGGAGAGGACGACGAUGAGCAGAACGAGAAUGACUCGCCCUCAGGGACAAAAACAAAUGGUCAACGAUCUGCAGAUGGCGACUCGCAGCACAAUCCUGAAGUCGUGGUCAAAUCGCCUUCACCACGAGGCUCUGGGGGCAGAUCUCCGAAACCACACACAUCGAGCGCACAUGUGCCUUCAAUCCGCCCAGAGGCUCUGACUGCGCAAGCCUACGACAUUGUGCCAACCAUGGCUGCGCCGCACGGCACUUCUAUCAAUGCUGUCUGCGCGACACCAAACAUGAAAUAUGUCUUUACGGGUGGAACGGAUGGCUACAUACGAAAAUACGACUGGGUGGAUACCGCCAAUGGCAAAGUACCGCUCACGGUAGCUCAGAAACAUCCCUUCGUCGACAGCGUCAUGAAGGCAGGAUCAAUGGUGACGUACUGGGAGAACGAGGAGCGCUCCUUGCAAACACCACCUCGAAAUGGAAAUGCCGACGAGGGCAAAUGGACCAGUCCUGUCUACUCGCUAGCUGUGGAGAAGCAAGCUGUGUGGCUUCUGUCAGGUCUGGAAUCAGGCGGGAUCAAUCUACAGACCACGCGACAUUUGACAGGAAAUAUCAUUACGACGCUGAAGGAGCAUACCAGUGCCGUCUCUGUUUUGACAUUCAGCGAUAAUGAGAGCCGGGUGCUCUCAGGAAGUUGGGACAAGAAUAUCCACGAAUGGGAUUUGAACAGCGGCAAAGUCAUCAGGUCAUUCAAAGGAGCGAGCAGUCAGAUCAGCGCUAUUGAACUACGGCCUUUUAGUAGUCUGUCCGUACCAGAAGUCUCUGAAUCGCUGCCAGAUAUGGAGCUUGGUACUUUCUCUAGCAACAAUGCGGACCGGCCGACGCUCAAUGGAAUCUCAGGUGGACCGAGUCGACGGCCUUCCGGGCUAACUGGAGACGACGAUGCUGCUGGCUCUCCAGAUGGAAGUCUCUUCGGGGAUGGCGACCACGGCUCUCUGUUUGGCGAUGACACGGGAGGCGGAGGCGGAGGCGGUGCUAAUGCGUUUGGCGACGAUGAUGACGAUUUGACCAGAGCGCUUGAGAGUGAGAUGCAGACUGACCAGGAUGCGAAUGGGACAGGCGAUACUCAAAUGCAAGGCACCGAGAAUGGAGACCAAGCGCAGACGACAGACGCAGGAGGUCAAGCAGACCAAGCACCUGAAAGGAACAACGAGCCCGCCGACGGAGCAACGACUGCUCCGGCUGAUGGGACUUCGGCAGGAGAAUCACAGCAGACGGAAGGCGAACGACUGGGUGCUCUCGUCACGAAUGGCUUGCCGCACUCGGAUGAGCCACUGACUGCACCACCCACAAAUGAUGAGAGUGACAGCAAAUCGGACCUCCCGCCACAGUCCGAGAGCAUUUUCCUUGACGCAUCCUUCGACGGCACGCUUCGGAUCUGGGAUCGAAGGAUGGCCUCGCCAAUUGCUACGAUACCUACAGAUCCAGCUACACCUCCUUGGUGCACUGGAGCGUGCUGGUCGCCAGAUGGCAAUUUCUUCUACGCAGGUCGCAGAAAUUGUACAGUGGACGAGUACUCGAUACAUCACCUUGGUGCUAAGCGCAGCAAACCUAAUCGUACCUUCCGCUUCCAACAAGGCAGUGGUCCUGUCUACGCCGUCCGCGCAAUGCCAAACAAAAAGCACCUCGUCUGCGCAAGUCAAGACAUCUUGCGUAUUUACGAUCUGCAACAGCCGGAAUCUACGAAGCACUCCAGGGUGCCCUUCACCAUUGUUCCUGGACACAGGGGCGGAGUCAUCAGCGCCAUACAUAUCGAUCCCAGCUGUCGAUUCAUGCUUUCAGCAGCUGGGAACAGAGGUUGGGAGGGAAGCGGGACGGAGGUCUUGCUGGGAUAUGAGAUUGGUAUUCAAGACGAGAAUGGAACUUGGCAUGCGGUCAGGGCCCCUUCGGCGUGAUCAAAGGAACAGAUGUAUGUUGCACAAUGAGUCAAUCGACUUUUGACGAAUAUGGGAGGGGGCGCAGAUAUCGGCAUUGCUAUGAUACCCUGGAAUGCGAGCAAUGCUCAUGGGCUUUUAUUCUUUGGAGAGAGCAUUUGUGGCGGUCUACUUCCCAUCAAUUCGAAGUUCUUGCGUGGUUGCCUACCGCGCCG
This is a messenger RNA of Cercospora beticola, 2494 nucleotides long. Its product is annotated as WD40 repeat domain-containing protein. The record is from RefSeq and is a predicted model, not a curated record. Gene Ontology annotation, cellular component: nucleus; SAGA complex. Gene Ontology annotation, molecular function: protein binding. NCBI's taxonomy places the organism in Eukaryota, Fungi, Ascomycota, Dothideomycetes, Mycosphaerellales, Mycosphaerellaceae.